Messenger RNA from Arachis ipaensis, 1282 nucleotides. NCBI's taxonomy places the organism in Eukaryota, Viridiplantae, Streptophyta, Magnoliopsida, Fabales, Fabaceae. The record is from RefSeq and is a predicted model, not a curated record.
AUGAAAGAGAUUUUAGAAUCCCAACAUGAGAACAAGGAGAUGGGGUAUGUCUUGCAACAAGUGGAGGAGGAAGAGAUCGUUGAAGAAGUGAUUGAAGACCUAGGCAAAGUUGAGCAAGAGAUCAACCAACAUUCAACGUUGAGGGCUUGGUAUGAACGUUUGAGCAAGUUUUUAAUAGAAAAGGGUUUUAGAAGAGGGAAGGUUGAUACAACUUUAUUUAUCAUGAUUGAAAACAAAAAUAUCCUUUUGGUACAAGUUUACGUCGAUGACAUAAUAUUUGGUUCAACUAACGAAUCACUUUGCAAGUUUUUCUCAAACCUCAUGCAAAGUGAAUUUGAAAUGUCCAUGAUGGGCGAACUCAACUUCUUCCUUGGUCUUCAAAUCAAACAAGGAAAAGAAGGAACUUUCGUUAGCCAAACCAAAUAUUGCAAGGAAUUGCUCAAAAGAUUUGGAAUGGACAAUGCUAAGGCAAUGGACACACCAAUGAGCACUACUUGCUACCUUGACAAAGAUGAACAAGGUAAAAACAUAGAUGUAAAGAAGUAUAGAGGCAUGAUAGGAUCAUUACUUUAUCUAACGGCAAGUAGGCCAGAUAUCAUGUUUAGUGUAUGCAUGUGUGCGAGAUACCAAGCUAAUCCUAAGGAAUCUCACUUAAGUGCGGUGAAAAGGAUUAUGAAGUAUCUCAUAGGAACAUUAAAUGUUGGAUUGUGGUAUCCGAAAGGAUCCACUUGUGAUUUGAUUGGUUAUUCCGAUUCCGAUUUUGCCGGUUGCAAAUUGGAUAGGAAAAGCACUAGCGGCACUUGUCACUUGCUAGGAAACUCUCUUGUUUCAUGGCAUAGUAAGAAACAAGUAAGUGUAGCCUUGUCUACCGCCGAAGCCGAGUAUGUAGCCGCCGGUAGUUGUUGCGCCCAAAUUUUAUGGAUGAAACAACAACUUAUGGACUAUGGACUCAUGCUUGAUCACAUUCCUAUCAAAUGUGAUAAUACUAGUGCAAUAAAUUUAACCAAGAAUCCGGUUCAACAUUCAAGAACCAAGCAUAUUGAGAUUAGACAUCACUUCAUAAGAGACCAUGUUGAAAAGGGUGAUGUGGUUAUUGAAUUUGUCGAAACUAGUAAACAACUAGCGGACAUCUUCACUAAACCUUUAUGUAAAGAAAGUUUUUUUAACAUCCGAAAUGAACUUGGUAUCUUGGAUUCUAAUCUAAUAUGAUUUGUUUGAAUUCAUUGUAUUUAUAUUGCUAUUUUUGUAUCUCUUACUAACUUAAGCAUUGGAGAUAUCCAAU